UUGAUAUUUAUCGUUCCAGUGUAACAUCAACUAACAAAUGAAAAUGAUAUAGUUAAUAAAAAAUAUGUUAAAACAUUUUUUGGUGGUUAUUAUAGCAAUUUCUGCUUGUAGUUUUCUUUACGGAAUAUAUAAUUAUAAUGUAGAAAUUGAGUCCAAUGCUUGUCAAAUGACGUACAUGUUUGCACCACCUCAGUUCUCGAGAAUAGACUUCGAAGAGAAUGACAAGUUUCGCAAUUACGGAUUGUAUUACUACAAUGAAGGCCGUAUACCAAUUGAAGUGCACAAAACUCAAUUCACUGGAGCACCCGUUAUUUUUGUACCAGGAAAUGGAGGUUCUUAUAAGCAAGUACGUUCCUUGGCAUCGGUAGCGUUGAGAAAAGCCAGAGAGAGUGCUACUGGAAUUCAUUUGGAUUAUUUUACUAUCGACUACAACGAAGAGCUUUCAGCGCUUUAUGGUGAUUAUUUGGAGCGUCAAACUUUAUAUUUAAAGACUUGUAUAAAGAUUGUUUUGAAGCUUUAUAAAAGUACUGAACAAACUGCAAAAGUAAUUAUAGUUGGUCAUUCCAUGGGAGCGGUAGUGUCGCAAGCAGUUUUAAGAGAUCCAGAAUUUUCUAAAUUCAUCAAUACCAUAGUAUCCUUAUCGUCUCCUAUAAAUAAGCCUAUUUUAGUUCUUGAUGAAAAAAUACAUGCAUUUUAUAAAAGUAUAAACAAAAAUAUAUCUGUUGGACGGUCCUCUUUGAAAUUAAAUAAAAAUUCAAAUUUUUGUUGCGCUACGUGUAGUCGCUUUCUAAUGAGCAAUCAUACCAAUAACGAAGAUAAAAAUUUGAAAAAUGUAUUGAUAAUCACAAUUGGUGGUGGUAAUCGUGACGUACUGGUUCCACCUGGCUUUACAAUUUCAAAAUAUAGCGAUAUACAUGCAAUGACAAUGUCAAUACCUAAAGUAUGGUUAAGCUGUGACCAUUUGUCCGCAGUCUGGUGUCUUCAGCUGGUGCAGGUUAUUAAUAGAUAUAUGUUUGACAUCUCUGCCAGUGACAAGCAAAAUUUCGUUUACUUUACUAAGGAUAGAAUACGUCGGGAGCAGGCUGCGCUUACUCACUUCGUGAAAUUAAAUAUAAUUCAAUCAAAAGAAAUAAACAUUGAACAGGAAGGUAGACAUAACAGUGUAUGGCGGGAAGACACUUUAAGAGUAUUUUCGAAAGCGUUUAAAGAAGGAUCAAAAAGUAAUUUUAUACAAUUAAUUCCACUACGGAGACAUAAAAAACACACGAAAUUAUGCAUUGAUGUUACUCAAUUGGAGUCGGAUGACUUUCUUUUUGGAUGUACUGUAAAGUCUAGAUUUAAUAACGACUUGUUCUGCGAGGACAAAGCCUCACUUUCUCAUAAUUUUCAAAUAUUGCCAUCGAUUAAAAAUAAAAUGCGUUCAGUGGCAAUACUAGAUAUUAAAAAUUUGAAGGAAACGUACGUAAAUUGGACCCAUGUUGGUUUCUUCGUUCGUGCUUCUCGCAAACCGGUAAGAACUCAUUCACUCGUUAAUGUUUGGUUUGUAUAA
This is a messenger RNA of Bactrocera tryoni, 1549 nucleotides long. Its product is annotated as GPI inositol-deacylase-like. The coding region runs from base 65 to 1549 and encodes 494 amino acids. Lineage: Eukaryota; Metazoa; Arthropoda; Insecta; Diptera; Tephritidae. Gene Ontology annotation, cellular component: endoplasmic reticulum. The transcript has 8 exons. Gene Ontology annotation, molecular function: phosphatidylinositol deacylase activity. Gene Ontology annotation, biological process: endoplasmic reticulum to Golgi vesicle-mediated transport; GPI anchor metabolic process. The record is from RefSeq and is a predicted model, not a curated record.